UAAGAGGAUCAGCAGGAGUGUGUGAGUGUGUGUGUUCAUCUUCAUCAUGAUCUCUCUGUUCCUCGUCUUCAUCUCUGCUCUGUCCAUCAGCGCUCAGCCUCGUCCAUGUGAGGCUCCAGCUCAGUAUGUGGGCAGCAUGUCUCUGUCUGCAGCUGAUGGAAUCAUCACGUCUGCAGCCACAUACUCUUAUGAUGCUCAGAGGCAGCAGAUCCGCUUCAGAAACCACAUGAACAUCCUCAACGAGACCAUCCUGACAGACCUGCUCAUACACUUCCAGCAGGGUGUGCUGUAUGAGAUCGAUUACUCGCGUCUGUCCUGCCAGAAGAAGGCUCUAGAGUCGACCUUUCACCCCACGCGGGUGCCGGCUGACGCUGUCUUCAUAGGGCAGGUGAUUCUGGGCACCUCGUCUGUGCCGGGCCUCGGGCUCCUCAGCAACUCAUGGGUCGGAGAGAUUGCUGAGAUACAGGCUCAGUAUAUGCUGACCUUCGCUGAGUUCACCUGUCUGCCCAUCAGUGCCUCCGUCUUCACACCGAGCACCGGAUGGAUGGCCAUCAGCUUCUAUAAUCAUCUGCUGGGGGUUCACAAUCCUCAAGACUUCACACCGCCGUUCUUCUGUCCAACAUCACUGCAGGACCAGCAUUUGCCCAAGACACACUUCCUGAAGGCGGUGGGUUUGAUGCGCUGAUCAGACAAACACCAGACCCUCACUCAAACGCUGACGUGUUUCAUCUCAAAUAAAUGAGUUGCUUAUACUGA
Danio aesculapii is the source of this 756-nucleotide messenger RNA. RefSeq names its product ependymin-like. The coding region runs from base 47 to 685 and encodes 212 amino acids. Gene Ontology annotation, molecular function: calcium ion binding. The transcript has 6 exons. The record is from RefSeq and is a predicted model, not a curated record. Lineage: Eukaryota; Metazoa; Chordata; Actinopteri; Cypriniformes; Danionidae. Gene Ontology annotation, cellular component: lysosome; extracellular region. Gene Ontology annotation, biological process: cell-matrix adhesion.